This is a messenger RNA of Doryrhamphus excisus (bluestripe pipefish), 3462 nucleotides long. NCBI's taxonomy places the organism in Eukaryota, Metazoa, Chordata, Actinopteri, Syngnathiformes, Syngnathidae. The record is from RefSeq and is a predicted model, not a curated record.
CUGUUUGACUCAUAAGUCCACGGUGAUGCGAGAUUUACCUGAGGAGCAUUUUGUAAACAACAGACCACAUCAAAUAACGAAAUUGAUAAAGCAGCUACCUCAACCAUCAAAAAGUUGGCCCAAGCCACGAUGCCAGGAGAUUAGAUUGUGAGUGUCAAGAUGGUCUGAUGGACCGGCGCUUCUUCCUGACCUUUCUCAUCUGCUCCGCGUUGUGGAUCUUCUUCUGGGAAGUGCACUGGAAGAAAGGCAAAGAAGGCCAGAUUGAGGAAUGGCUCCAAGGACAUCGACUUUCUCAGUACAGACAUUUAUUUGAAGAUGUACAGACCUUGGAGGAGCUGAGUUUGAGUGUACUGAGUCGCCUGGAAGAGGUGGUGAAGGAACAGCAGAGCUGGAGGGAAAUUGCUGAGGCUCAUAUCCGGCUUCUCCAAGACUUUGCCUUCCAGGAGUGGCUUUGUUCCCAGAACCUGGAACACUUUUACCAUACGUUGAAGACUUUGGGUUAUAUGAAUCUGGAUGAUCUGUCGCAGUUCGACAGCCACCUGCACCUCUCCUUAGCCGCCUGGGGGUAUUACUACGAAGACUACAUCAAGCUGUCUACCGGCAUCAAGAUCCUGCAGAACUCCCGGAGGAGUCGCGACCAGGACUACGAGAUCCAGCUUGUGCAUAGUCUUGCUGAGAGGCGUCUGAAUGAGAAGUGGUCGAUUGCUGGAGCUCUCCUAUUUGGCUGUACUGUGGCGCUGUGCUUCUUGAUAAGGGACCUGAUGUUUUACGUGAUUGGUGGAAUUACUGUUUCCAUCAUUGCAUUUGUCUUCACCAUCAAGUUCCUCUGUGAGCUUGCAGCCAGAGUUGUUAGCUUCCUGCAAAAUGAGGAUCCAGGUCGACGCGGGGACCGCAGCAUCUACGACUACGUGCGGGGCAACUACCUGGACCCACGUUCCUGCAAGGUGUCCUGGGAUUGGAAGGAGCCACAAGAAGUGGGGCAGACGAUGAGCUUCAGAGUCCAACUCUUCUAUAAAAACGGCCAGCCUUUCCCGGCGCAUCGGCCCGUGGGGUUGAGAGUCAACAUCACCCACAUUGAACUGGCUCUGGAUAUCCCUGUUACACAGGAGGUCUUACAAGAACCGGAGUCCAAUGUGGUGAAAGUAACGUUCACCGUGCGCAAGGCCGGACGCUACGAGGUUGCUGUCAAGCUAGGUGGCCUCAAUGUGGCCUACAGCCCGUACUAUAAAAUCUUUCAGCCAGGUACAGUUGUUCCAUCCAAGACCAAGAUAGCCUACCAUUUCUCCACUCUGGUGCUAACACACAGCCAGCAGCACACUCUGCAAAUUGAGCCCAGGGACGAAUACGGCAACCCCACCAGUAACUCUACAUCGCUGACAGAUGAAGCAAACUACAGCGUCCAAGUACACUCUCUGGGCACAGUGGACGAUGACAGCAUGGAGGGCCACUACAGUAAGACGGUGUCCCUCAACAAGCAGCAGUGUCAGGUUCUGAUGAGACUGACCCUGUGGAAGACCGGCUGUUUCAGAGCCCGCAUCUCCUAUCAGGAUCAGCCGCUCAGCAACGGGGAGUUUGACAUUAUUGUUCUCAAUGAGAAUGAGAAGACCUACGUGGAGAAAAAUGUGUCCACGCCAGGCAUCAGCAUCUAUUUCGAGGCGUACCUCUACAGCAGCGGCAACUACAGCAGCUGCUCGUGGCAACUACCGGCCUCCUCUCUGCUGGCUCCCCAGAGGAGGCCGUCCACGGCGGAUGAGGAGGACGAGCACGACUCUCCUGUGGAGGGGCAACCUGAGAAGGUCAAGAAACCAAAAAAGGUCUACUGUUACAUAUCGCCAAAGCAACUGUCUGUGAAGGAGUUCUACCUGAAAAUUAUUCCAUGGCGCCUUUUCACCUUUCGAGUAUGUCCCGGAACAAAGUUUAGCUAUCACGGCCCAGACCCGGUUCACAAGUACCUCACCCUCGUGGUGGAUGACGGGAUCCAGCCGCCGGUGGAGCUCAGCUGCAAAGAGAGAAACAUCAUGGCCGCCACCUUCAUCCGCUUUCUACACAAAAACAUCGGCGGCUCCGAGACCUUCCAGGACAAGGUGAACUUCUUUCAACGUGAACUCAGGCACAUCCACUCCAAGAGACCUCGCACCAAGACUUGCCUAAAAAUCACCCGCCACUCGAUUCUCGAUUCAUCCCUAAAGGCAACACGGAACUUCUCGGUGUCCGACUGGAAUAAGAACUUUGAGGUGGUUUUUCAGGACGAGGAAGCUCUGGACUGGGGGGGUCCUCGCCGGGAAUGGUUUGAGCUAAUAUGCAAGACCCUUUUUGACACCUCCAACUACUUAUUCACUCGCUUCAGUGAUAACAACCAGGGCCUGGUGCACCCAAAUGCCGAGCGACCGCCACACUUGCGACUGAAGAUGUACGAGUUCGCCGGCCGCGUCGUCGGCAAGUGCCUGUACGAGUCCGCGCUGGGCGGGGCUUACAAACAGCUCGUUCGAGCUCGCUUCACGCGCUCCUUCCUGGCUCAAAUCAUUGGCCUCAGAAUGAAUUACAAGUACUUUGAGACGGACGACCAGGAAUUCUACAAGACCAAAGUGUGCUUCAUCCUGAAUAACGACGUGAGCGAAAUGGACCUGGUGUUUGCUGAGGAGAAGUACAGCAAAUCGGGACAGCUGGAAAAGGUGGUGGAGCUGAUCUCAGGGGGGGCCCACAUUGCCGUUACCAAUGAAAACAAGAUGCAUUAUCUCAACCUGCUGGCCCAGUACAGGCUGGCCAGUCAGGUGAGAGACGAGGUGGAACACUUCCUGAAAGGUUUGAACGAACUGGUUCCAGAAAAUCUGCUAGCCAUAUUUGAUGAGAACGAGUUGGAGCUGCUGAUGUGUGGCACCGGCGAUAUAAACGUGCAGGACUUCAAGGCCCACGCUGUGAUCGUCGGGGGAUCGUGGCAUUUUCGGGAGAAGGUGAUGAAGUGGUUCUGGGCGGUGGUGUCCAGCUUCACUCAGGAGGAGCUGGCUCGACUCCUGCAGUUCACCACCGGCUCCUCCCAGCUGCCUCCUGGGGGGUUCAACACGCUUUGCCCGUCCUUUCAGAUCAUCGCAGCCCCCACGCACAGCACCCUACCCACCGCACAUACUUGUUUCAACCAGUUGUGCCUCCCCACCUACGACUCGUACGAGGAGCUGCACAAGAUGCUGAAGCUGGCCAUCAGCGAGGGCAGCGAAGGCUUCGGCAUGCUCUGACGGCUGGCAACCGUACGCCAGCCCAGCAGGAGGAGCCAGCCACGCUUUUGGUGCCGCGUUCGUUCCCCUCGCAUUCAUCUGCUUCUGAUAGCAUCCCUGGUGGAGAAGAAUCACCCACGCUUCUUCUGAACUCUUAUUAGGAUGAGAAGGUGUCACGUGUGGAUUGACUGCGCUGGAAUCAUAUGAACUUACCAUGUAUGUAUAUAUAUAUAAGUACCAUUUUUUUUUUUUU